This is a messenger RNA of Ruditapes philippinarum (Manila clam), 2107 nucleotides long. RefSeq names its product leucine-rich repeat-containing protein 71-like. The record is from RefSeq and is a predicted model, not a curated record. The transcript has 4 exons. NCBI's taxonomy places the organism in Eukaryota, Metazoa, Mollusca, Bivalvia, Venerida, Veneridae. Bases 646 to 1107 code for a protein of 153 amino acids.
UAUUUCUUAUAAAAAACAUAAUUUUACAACUUUUACAAUUUAUAUGCAAAACUGAUCUUUAUACAAAAUUUAUCUUAUCUUUUAUUAUCAAAUUAUUCCAGGACAUAUUUGUCUUUUAUCAAUGCAUAAACAAACUUCAAAAUUUAAUUAUUUCUUGUUAAUCAGCAAUUAUAAUUUUUCUAUUUAGUAAGCGAUAUUACCACAUGUACCAAAGAGAGAUGUUAUUUGUGAAUAUACAUGUAUAUUAUCUAUAUGAAUGAUAUAAAGUCAUGUAGCCUUUUUCCUGUCAAUACUCAAUAGCUCUUUCAAUCAAUAUAAAAUAUUUUACAAUUGUAACAAUUAAACAAUGAUAUGAUUAUUUAAACAAUAAAUUUCUCGUUAAUGCUUAUAAAAGAUAUAUCUUUCAUAUUAAAGCAUUUAUUUUAAUUAAAUAUUUCAAAAAUAUUUCAAAUAUUAAAUAUUUUAAAUAUUGUCAUAAUUAUUGUCACUUUUUUAAUUGGUAAUAAUUAGUCAGUAGUUACUAUAAGGAAUAAAUAUUAAGAUUAUUAUUGUUAUUGGAAUAUUAAAGUUAAAAUGUAAAGAAAAUGGGGGAAAAAGUUUCGUUAAAAUUAAAUACAGUAUUUUACACAGGUCAAGUUUGUUACUAUGGAAACAUAUAAUAUCGUAUUAUUUUGUCACUUUCUAGCUUCCCUGGCCGCAGAUGCUAAAGGUAAAGGCAAUAAGGCAAAAGGUAAAGAAAAGGGUGGAAAACCAACACAAGAAACUGAGCCAGCAGACAGUCCUGACUUUAUAAACCCACUGUUAGAAGGUGCUGAUUAUAUAGAUGGUCAACUGUGGGUGGCUGGUAACAGGGUUCUCAUUAACCUCAAUCUCUCACGAAAUGAGAUAGGUGAGACAGGCCUUGAGACUCUACUGAAGGCCAUGCAGUAUCAGACAACAUUGUGUAUGGAAAAUAAAAGUAGCGGAACAGGGCUUAUGAGAUUAUUAGUCGGGAAGAACAAGGUUCGAUCUAGCCAUGAGUUGCUACAGAAGAUAACAGAUAUCAUGUUACCUAAAGAUCCUUUCUAUAAACCUCCACCACAGACCCCGGAUGUGACUGAGGCUUAAAUACAAAUACAGAUUUACAUAAUGUCACUUUUUACUUUAAUAUAGUUACAACUCUUUAAUUGAAUGAUUUGGAAAAAAAAUCUUUGACUGGAUUUCUAGGAAAGAAUAUUUCAUUUGGUUCCUUGGAAAAUUUCUUUAAUUGGAUUCCUUUGAAACAUUCUUUAAUUGGAAUUCUUGGAAAAAUUCUUUAGUUAGAUUCCUUGGAAACAAUCUUUUAUUAGAUUCCUUGGAAAAAAACUUUAAUAAGAUUCCUUGGAAAAAUUCUUUAAUUGGAUUCCUUAAAAAAAUUCUUUUACAGGAUUCUUUGGGAAAAUUAUUUUAUUGGAUUCCAUGGAAAAAUUCUUUAAUUGGAUUCCUUGGAAAAAUAUUUUGACUGGAUUCCGUAGAAAAAAUUUUUGAUUGAAUUCCAUAGAAAAAUCUUUGAAUAAAUUCUCUGUUGUCAUAAUUCUUUGAAAAUUUUGAAAGUUUUUUAUAAUGAAGAUUUGGAAUAAAAGAGAGUGUAUGAACUGGAAAAUGUAAAUAGUUAUCUGCUGAUACCGUUAAACGUGAUUGUUAAUGUGAUAACAAAAAAUUUGUUAUUAGAUAUAUGAAACAGUGCAGAAUUUUGUCAUAAUUUGUUCUAUGUUGAAUUUAAGGUCAACAUUAAAACAUAUAAUUAAUAGUAUUACUUAUUUUAAACAUAUAUAUGUUAAACAAAGUUAUUAUAAAAUGUGCUAAAUGUAAAAGCCUAUAGCUAUAACUUGGUUUUUAAAUUAUUCUAGUUUAGUCAACAUUAACACAUAUAAUAUAAAGCCUAACAUUGUUGAAAUGUGUGAAAUUUGAAUGGAAAAGCAUAUAUCUUAUAAAGGUUACUUUCUGUUAAAUGGUAGAUAAUAAUUCUAGGAUAAUAAGGUAUGAAACUUAUUGAAAAAAUAUUGUCUUUUAUCUAUUAAACUUUUUAAGCAUUCUCAUUAACAUUUAGAUAAAAGUAUUCUAUUUUCUUUUUUUUAUUUCAAACGUC